This is a messenger RNA of Leptinotarsa decemlineata (Colorado potato beetle), 1916 nucleotides long. It is a transcript of the gene Ada2b, whose product is annotated as Transcriptional adapter 2B. Gene Ontology annotation, molecular function: zinc ion binding; chromatin binding; transcription coactivator activity. The record is from RefSeq and is a predicted model, not a curated record. Gene Ontology annotation, biological process: regulation of transcription by RNA polymerase II; chromatin remodeling. Gene Ontology annotation, cellular component: SAGA-type complex; nucleus. Lineage: Eukaryota; Metazoa; Arthropoda; Insecta; Coleoptera; Chrysomelidae.
CAGACACACGUCGAGAUUCGAGAAUAAAUGCCUACAACUGUCAUGGCGGAUUUAUUUGCCAAAGUUAGCUGUACUUAUUGCCAAGAAGAAAUCAACAGCGUCCGAAUACAAUGCUGCGUAUGUCCUGAUUUUGAAAUCUGCCUUCAGUGUUUCUCUGCUGGAGCAGAAAUUGGCCCCCACCGUAAUGACCACUCCUACAAAUUUGUCGACCACUGCGCAGUGAGCAUCUUCGGGGGUAAGGGUGCUUGGACUGGCAAAGAACAGCUGCAGCUAUUGGACGCCGUAGAGUUGUACGGAUUUGGAAAUUGGGAACUCGUUAGCCAACACGUCGAAACUAGGACACCUGAAGAGGUUAAAGAAGAGUAUAUAGCACGCUAUUUAGAAGGAAAUAUAGGAACCGCGACUUGGGCGCAGCUUGCGAAUCAUAGGCAAGUGUUGGUAGAUCACGUGCCUGAAGACGAAGGUCCUCUGUCACCUACUGUUACAGCGAGAUUGCCACCGCUUGAUGUUACUCUAGAGGAGGCCCGGUUGCUUGGUUACAAACCCCACAGGGAUGAUUAUGAGAGGGUGAGCAAUAUCUUGAUGAUUCCUUUUCAAAUAAUAUACCAGCUGCACACGUCAAAAUUUGUCCAUCGGUUACAUACAAAUCGAUUGCGUGAGAGGGCCAGAAGGAAAAGGAUUGUCAGAGAUUAUCAACUGGUAGCUAAAUAUUUUGCCAACAGAAAGGAACUGCAUCAAAAACAGACGCUUUCAAAGGAGCAGAGGGACCUUCGAGAGAAAAUGAGAGUUUUUGCCCAGUAUCUCUCAUCAGGAGAGCACGAGAGACUGAUUGCUAGCAUCGAGCGGGAGAGAGAAUUGCGCCAUAGGCUUUCAGAACUGCUCAAGUACCGCGGUCUCGGCUUGACUACCCAGGAGGAAAUUAUCCAUUAUGAGCAGCACGCUGCCUACGAGAGGCAGCAGCAGAUGAGGCAGAAUAAAUCUGGCAGCAGUGGCUAUGCAACGCUGGAGUUUCCCCAAAAAAACGAAAAAAACGAAAGAGCCGACAAAAGUUUCACCGAAGAAAGGUUCACGUGGCCUCCUCCAAGCGACGGAUGCGACACCAGCAACUGCUUCUCCAGCAACAACUCGAACUCGGAUAGUGCACCGCUCGAACCGGUGCCUUUGAAGCAUUUCCCAUCGGGAAAUUUGCUGUCUGAAAACGAAAUACAACUUUGUGCAAAUUUGAACAUUCAGCCCAUCCACUAUAACACCUUGAAGGCAUUAAUCAUCCAGGAAAACCUGCUAUCUCCCGGGAAACACCGGACAUCCUCCUCCGAAUCCGACACACCGGAUACGAACAUCAAAGAAGCAAUCACCCAAUAUUUGAGCUACAGCGGUUGGUUACCAGGUGUUUCGGUUGUUUGAUGUUUGGAAAGUGACUUUCUGUGUGAAUUGUUACCGUCAGUGUAAAUCCUUGGCGGUACUGUCAGAAUUUGGUAAUGAGAUAUUUUCAAGAUGUUUUUGGCUAAAAUGGUUUUAAUUACGGGUCAGCCUUUUGAGGCUUAAUCAGUUGAUUGGGAGAUAUGGAGUCUCAAGAGAUGUGUAUUUACAAUUUUUAGCGCGUCGAAUGAUUUGGAUAUUAAACUUUUUUGGAGACUUUUUCUUCUAACGCUGAUGGGUAAAAAAUUAUGUAACUGCUGCUUAUGGGUGGAGAGUAAUUUAUGGUGAAAUAUGGUGCUGUUCAAUUGAAAUUAUUAGGAUAUGUAUUGAUUAUUGUUGGAAUAGUGGGGGUUGGAAUGUUCCGAAUGUAAUGUUUUGUUUCGGAUUUCAGGCUAUUGUGUCACUUGUGAUUUGAUACCACUGUGUAUUUAUAUUUAAAAAAUACCAUUAUAUAUAGACUGUUGUAAAUAAAUAUUUAGAAUUGUAAAUAAAGAUCA